Chroicocephalus ridibundus (black-headed gull) is the source of this 2671-nucleotide messenger RNA. It is a transcript of the gene TBC1D14, whose product is annotated as TBC1 domain family member 14. Lineage: Eukaryota; Metazoa; Chordata; Aves; Charadriiformes; Laridae. The coding region runs from base 420 to 2558 and encodes 712 amino acids. The transcript has 14 exons. The record is from RefSeq and is a predicted model, not a curated record.
UCAAAAUGGCGGCCAACGCCCAGCGGCCGCCUCCCCCCCCGUCGCCCGCCCCGCGCAGGCGUUUCCUUCCCUGCCGGGCGGCGCUUCUCGCCGCCGCGCUGGGGAGGGGGAGCGGUGGCGGGGCGAGAGGAGGCCGAGCCGCGGGGAGCGGAGCGUCCCGGCAGGAGACCAGCACCUGUCCCGCCGGCAGAGCCCGCCGCUGCGCCCGCAGCCAGGUGUGCGCCGAGCCCGCCGCGGGAGCGGGCGCCAUGGGAGGCCCUUCGCCGCGCCGAGAGGGCGCCCAGCGGCUGGGGGCUGCGCCGCCUCAGCCCCGCUGAACCCGCCGCUCCUCCGCGGGGACCGGAGAGCGACAUGGACCGGCCGCCGCAGCCGCCAGCCGCCUGCUAGUCCCGCAGCACCAGCUGUGGGGCGGGUUGGGCAUGGCCCAGCAUGAGGAGAGCGGCGGAGGGCAGCGCUACCCCGUUACCAGUUGGGCCAAGACAACUGAUGUAAAUUUAUCCAGCUCCUUAAAUGGUUUGAGCUUCAUGGGAAUUCUGGACGCAAGAGUGGGCAGCAGUAUCCAGGGCCUUCAAAACUUGAACUCCGGGACCCCGACAUCUCUCUCCUUGCCUGAGUAUGAGCCUGGGCAGCUGUCCAAUGCUUUAGAAGAUUGUCAUAGCCUUAAAUCAGUGGAUUCUGGUAUUCCAACUCUAGAAAUAGGAAAUCCAGAGCCUGUUCACUGCAGUGUGUUAAAUGUGAAGAGAAAGCAGUCAGAAUCUGAAAUUGUGCCUGACAGGGCUUUUCAGAGCGCAUGCACACUGCCGUCUUACGUGCCUCCACAUUCUCUGACUUCUGAACAUGACCACGCUGUGCGAAAAUCCUCUACUUUCCCAAGAACUGGGUAUGACACUGUCAAACUUUAUAGUCCAACUUCAAAAACUCUGAAUCGAAGUGAUGAUAUCUCUGUCUGUAGUGUUUCCAGUCUUAGCACAGAACUGUCAACAACUUUAUCAGUUAGCAAUGAAGACAUUUUGGACUUUGUGGUCACAAGCAGUUCAAGUGCAAUUGUGAAUCUUGAGACUGAUGAGGCGCACUUCUCGGAUGUUACUCUGAAUUCCACUAAAGAGACCAAUGAUCAGAGCCAGCAGGAGUGUUGUCAAGAGACAGAUGUGGACAGUAAACGAAAAAUAUUGGGACCUUUUACAAGCUUCUUUGCCAGGAAUUUGUUUACCAGAAAGCAAAGUGCAAGAUUUGAAAAACAAAAUGAUGUGGGAUGGAAGUUGUUUGGAAAAGUACCCCUCAGAGAAAACUCACAGAAAGAUCCAAAGAAAAUACAAAAGGAAUAUGAAGAAAAAACUGGACGAGCUCACAGACCACUCUCUCCUAAACAGAAUGUGAGGAAGAAUCUUGAUUUUGAACCACUCUCCACUACAGCACUUAUUUUAGAGGACAGACCAGCGAACCUCCCUGCAAAACCAGCAGAAGAAGCUCAGAAACACAGGCAACAGUACGAAGAAAUGGUGGUUCAAGCAAAAAAAAGAGAGCUUAAAGAAGCCCAGAAGAGGAAGAAACAACUGGAAGAACGCUGUAAACUGGAAGACAGCAUCGGCAAUGCUGUUCUGACUUGGAACAAUGAAAUCUUGCCCAACUGGGAAACUAUGUGUUGUUCCCGUAAAGUUCGAGAGCUAUGGUGGCAGGGCAUCCCACCGAGUGUGAGAGGCAAAGUCUGGAGCUUGGCAAUUGGCAACGAGUUGAACAUCACCCAUGAACUGUAUGAUAUUUGCCUGGCUCGUGCCAAAGAGAAGUGGCGAUCACUUAGCACCGGAGGGGCUGAAGUAGAAUGUGAAGAUGCUGGAUUUUCUGCAGCUGACAGAGAAGCAAGCUUGGAGUUAAUAAAACUGGAUAUCUCAAGAACAUUUCCUAAUCUCUGUAUAUUCCAGCAAGGUGGUCCGUACCAUGACACGUUGCACAGUAUUUUAGGAGCCUAUACUUGUUACAGGCCUGAUGUAGGCUAUGUACAGGGCAUGUCAUUCAUAGCGGCAGUAUUGAUCUUGAACUUGGAUACUGCAGAUGCCUUCAUUGCUUUUUCUAAUCUUUUAAAUAAACCCUGUCAGAUGGCGUUUUUCCGUGUGGACCAUGGCCUUAUGUUGACUUACUUUGCCGCAUUUGAGGUAUUCUUCGAAGAAAAUCUGCCAAAGUUAUUUGCUCACUUCAAAAAAAAUAAUUUAACUCCAGACAUCUAUCUUAUUGAUUGGAUAUUCACAUUGUACAGCAAAUCUUUGCCACUAGACUUGGCAUGUCGUGUCUGGGAUGUGUUCUGCCGUGAUGGAGAAGAGUUCUUAUUCCGUACAGCCCUGGGAAUAUUAAAACUUUUUGAAGAUAUUUUGACCAAAAUGGACUUCAUUCAUAUAGCCCAGUUUUUAACAAAGCUACCAGAGGACUUGCCUUCAGAAGAAUUCUUCACAUCUAUUUCUGCCAUUCAGAUGCAAAGUAGAAACAAAAAGUGGGCUCAGAUACUGGCUGCUCUGCAGAAAGAUAACCGGGAAAUGGAAAAAGGAAGUCCUUCACUCAAACGUUAAAACUACGAUUGCCUCCAGUGACUCACAGGAGAAGUGGCAAAAGUACUGAGUACUGUUUGACGUGUAUGAGCCUGCAAAUCAAAGUGUUAUUUCAGAGUUUUGUUUAGUAGUAG